Messenger RNA from Centruroides sculpturatus (bark scorpion), 3905 nucleotides. RefSeq names its product HEAT repeat-containing protein 1-like. Gene Ontology annotation, cellular component: 90S preribosome; small-subunit processome; t-UTP complex. The transcript has 22 exons. Lineage: Eukaryota; Metazoa; Arthropoda; Arachnida; Scorpiones; Buthidae. Gene Ontology annotation, biological process: positive regulation of transcription by RNA polymerase I; maturation of SSU-rRNA from tricistronic rRNA transcript (SSU-rRNA, 5.8S rRNA, LSU-rRNA). The record is from RefSeq and is a predicted model, not a curated record. Bases 198 to 3053 code for a protein of 951 amino acids. Gene Ontology annotation, molecular function: snoRNA binding.
UUACUAAAGAUUUUUUCUUUAACAUUCCAUCAAAAUCUGUCCAACAAAAGUUAUUUUCCGAAUUAAUAGAUUUCUGUCUGAAUUGCAUUGAACUAAAGUGUAAAAAUUCAUUGAGUAAAAUUAUAAGAAAGUUAUGCUAUGAUGCCAAUUUAUUGGUUAGCGAAUUGCAAAAGUUUAAUGAAAUAUCAGUCACAACAAUGAAGGAAACAAAAGGAUUAAGGUCCUCAAAAGCCAAGUCAAAUACAGUUGAGAUUUUUGAAGAAGACAAAUGGAAGAAAAUCAUAUUUCUUCUAGAAAUUAUUGAAAAUAAGAAGAAAAUAGAACAUCCCGAACUGUUAUUUCCAGUCAUAUUUGAUUUGUUUAAAAGGAGUCUAGAAAUUGAAAAUCAUCCGUCAGCAGAAUAUCUACGACAAGUUAUUUUAUCAUCGUUAUUUAACUGUUAUCAACUUCUAGAAGAUGUCCGCUAUUUAGAUGAACAGAAAUUUCAAGUCGAACUUAUCGUGCAGUGUAUCCGAAUAUCCAAUAACCCUCAGACACAAAAUCAGGCUCUUCUACUCUUAAAUUUGGCAGCAAAAUUAUUUCCAGAAUAUGUUCUUCACAAUAUCAUGGCCAUUUUCACGUUCAUGGGGGCUAAUUUAGUACGACAAGACAACAGUUAUAGUUUCCAAGUCAUUUCACAGACUUUAGAAACAAUUAUUCCUGCUUUGCUUCAGGCAAGCUCUCAGAAUCAAGGAGACAGGGUCCAAACAGUUGCGAGCGUGACCAGAGUGUUCGUCGAUGCAUUACCUGACAUUCCGGCACAUCGCCGACAAUCGUUGUUUGUUAAAUUGUUAUCUAUCCUCGAAUUUCGAGAGUUUUUGUGGGUGGUCAUAGCUCAGGUGUUUGAUAUUUGCGUUACGAGGAAAGUAAAAGACGAAAGUUCCGAACAAGGAACCAAGAUUCCUUCUUCAAUCAUGGAUUUUAUAACUCUGCUCUGUCAACAUUGCUCGGCAGAUGUUCAACUUGCCACUUUUAUCCAGUUGACAAAAUACUUAAUAGGACUUCCUAAUGAAAAUGAAAUUGAAGAUAAGAAGAAGCUCAAAGGAGUAUCUGAGCCAUUUGAUGUUAUGAAGCAUACUGUAAAUCAAUUGAAGCAUUUUAAAUACAACACUAUGUCUUUUAUGGUAUCAUUAUUAUCAUCUCAAGUUUUUAUAUCUCAGUUACUAGAUAUAAAUUUGAAGAAAGUGGAUAUGGACGUAUUAUACGAAGAGUUUAUGGAGUUAAUACUAGAAUAUAUCCAAAAGCUAUCCCAUUUAAUUAAAAUGAAUGAAGAAGAUUUUCAUAUAAAAUUUUGGAAAGCAUUUCUCCAUAAGUGUUAUGAUUUAUUAGACAAGGUAAAUUCAUUAUUGCCGAGUAAGCAUUUCAUCAACGUUAUAAAGACCUUAAUUAAACAUCCUCUGUCAAUGGUGAGAUGCAAAUCGUUGGAAAUGUUUAGUGCAAAGAUGCUUUAUCAACAGGAUUUUUUUGCAUUGGAUAAUCAUCCUGCACUAAUUAGUUUUGUCAAACCAUUAGUAAAGUUUAUAAAAAACAAUGAAGCGUGUUUGUCUUCGGAAUCGGGUGAAACCGAAAGCAUUUUAAACAGCCAAACAUCUUUUUACUGUCUCAAAUUACUUUGCAAGACAUUAGGUUCUACGUAUCCUGACAAAUUCAGAAAGCUUAUAGACGUCAUCAUUCUGGUAUUACGAAAACACAAAGUUUCUCUUCAGUUGACGUCCAGCGCUCUCCUGUGUUUGGCCGAAAUGUGCCGUUCGUUAGGUAUACAGGUGUUGCCUAAUUUGAAUGAAAUUAUGCAGUCGCUUUUAGAUAUUUUAGAAAAUACAGAAAUCUUGAAAAGCAACUCUUUAUUGUUAAUUAGUUCUCUCACUACAGUUCAGCAUCUAGUGGAAAAUUUAUCGCCAUUUCUAAGUUCCUAUCUUCAUCAAUUACUCACAGAUGUAAGCAUCAUAUCCGCAGUCAUACCAAAGAAAGACAAUCAGAAUGCUUCCGUUCAUCAGUGUCUAACUACCAUUUUCAAGCAGCUGGCCUUGACUGUACCUCUCCGUGUACUGCUGCCAUCGAUCGAGAAUUCUUAUGAUGCCAUAAAAACUGACAAUUAUAGAGCCGUCGAACCACUCAUGUUUACGUUUACGACUAAGUUAACUUCGCUGGAGAAGUCUGAACUGGAUGCUUAUCUUCCAAAUAUGCAAAAGUUUCUCUUAAAAAUUUUUGAUUUUCGUUGUGAGAAUACAAUGUUAUCGUUAAAAGAAAUAGAAACGUACGAAGCACACAUCAUUGAAGCAUUUGGAUUUUUGAUUCUGAAGCUUUCUGAAACUACUUUCAGGCCUUUGUUUCUUCAGUUGUUCGAUUGGGCAACCAGAAGCGAUCGAGUAGACAGGGUUUUGACAUUUUAUAAAGUCACCAACAUAUUGGCAGAAAAAUUGAAGAGCUUGUUUAUUUUAUUUGUUGGUCAUUUUAUUAGGAAUGCCGCAUCAUUAUUGGAUAAGAAUAACAAGUGCAAAGACGGCGACUAUUUUACGAAUGAGAAAGUUGGAGUAGAAAAAGCGUGUUUGCUAUUGAAAAGCAUUCUAAGUACGCUACAUAAAUGUUUCCUGUACGAUAACGAGAAAUUUGUCGAUAAAACUUUGUUUAAUGCGAUAAUGCAACCGAUAGUUGAUCAAAUAGAAAAUGACAUCGGAAGUGACGAAGACUAUCAAGAUAGAAUAAUCAAUUAUGUAAGCCCCUGUAUCGCUCAGUUUGCCGUGGCUCUAGCCGACGACACCCUGUGGAAACCCGUCAACUAUCAAAUAAUGUUGAAGUCUCGUCAUAAUUCUCCCAAAGUGAGAUUUGCCACUUUGCAUGUUCUUUACGAAUUAGUUCAGAAAUUAGGAGAGAAUUAUCUGAUUUUAUUACCAGAAUCCAUUCCAUUCCUAGCAGAACUAAUGGAAGACGAAUGUCCCGAAGUGGAGAAACAGUGCCACGUGGUCCUGUCAGAUAUGGAAAAGGUCCUGAAUGAACCACUCAUGAAAUAUUUUUGAAUUAAUGUAAAUAUUUUUAUAAAAAUUGUAUGAAAAAACUGUACAUAUGCUAAUAAGUUGUAUUUAUUUCCGAGUGAAUUGAAAGUUAAAAAUAUUUAAAUGUCAUAGAGAUUGCCUAAAAAUUUUAAUUGCAAAUUAUAGGAUCUAUUGAUGCAAAUUACCAAUAUACUGUGGGCUACAUAACCAUCCCAAUAUCUUUCAUUAUGACAGCUUAAACUAUGUUGGGAUAAUGGAAUAAAACAAAUCAGACCAUCCAUAAGAAUUUCCUGAUGUUCUAAACUAAAUCUUCACCUUUCAGAAAUAUAAAUGGGACUACACUGCAUCAUCUGGCAAACUGGAAUGAUUUUGAAAUACAGUCAAACCUGUCAUUAACGGAGAAUUCUUCUAUUGAAUUUUUUGCGAUAAUUAAUGUAAAUUAACCUGUCUAACGCGGAAACGAAAAGGAAGAGCGGGCCGUAUAACAGAAAAAACGUAUCUUUAUCGGAUUUAACAAGAAGUUUACAAGCCUAGCAUAUAUAAAUCGUAGAAAAAAGUCAAAAAAUACACAUACGCAAUACACAAUCGCAAAAUACGACUACUGUAUUAACAGUUGUUUUCACUUAAUAUAAAUGUUAUAAGUUAUGAAAUUUAACGCGUUUAUUCCCGAUGUCAGAUUGUAUUCUUCAUUUUUUGAAGCUUAUUUUAAACUGUUUACAUAACAUUUCGCUUGAAUAAAAUCAAGUCGAAAUGUCCGCAGAUAAAAUGCACACUUAUAAGCUUCGUAAAGGAUACCACGCUAUAUAAACUGUAAAAAAAUACUCGUACCGUGAAUGGGGAAGAUGCUUCUUUUAAUUAGCAAUAAAGCAGAUAUUC